Molecule: messenger RNA, 972 nt
Organism: Prorocentrum cordatum
Lineage: Eukaryota; Dinophyceae; Prorocentrales; Prorocentraceae
Source: the annotation of a GenBank genome assembly
AUGGAGUUAGCCGUCGCAGGCGCCAUCCUCUUUAAUGGCGCGACGGAGGCGGAGCUCAUGGUGUCGCCGAAUAACGCCGUCAUCGCCUCCAGCCCAGCGGUCGCACACGACGCCCACGUCGCCCUCGAGCGCGAGGGGUGCCCCAUCAAGGUCGCCAACGCCUCCGUCGACUUAGGCGUCGACACCGUCGGGGCGCGCAGGAGGGCGGCAACGAAGGCCACCGAGAGGGCGCUGAAGGCGAAGCGGAGGACAGGCCGCAUCAUGGCCGAGAUCCGCAGGCGCGCCUCGCUCGCCAAGAUCGCGACGGGCCACUGGACUUCAGGUUCUAGACUGCAGGGGACCUACGGCCACCAGGUCAUGGGCCCCUCCCCGAGCGCCAUCACCCAGCAGCGGCUCCAAGCCACCCAGGCGAUUGCGGGCAAGGUUCCCGGCAGAUGCCUCGCCACCGCGCUCGCCAUGCUCCUCGGCCACAAGGGCCCUGGCAUCGAGCUCCGCAAGCAAACCGCCCUGGAGUGGCUCUUCGCCCGGUUCGCCAACCCGAACCACCGCGAGCGCAUCGCCCACGCCUGGCGGCUCAUCUUCGCAAAAACCACCGGCUCCGGCAACAAGCGCUGGCGCAAAAUGGUCGGCCCCAUCUCUGCCGUCCAUGCCAUCCUCGUGGACGCAGGGUGGGACUGCCCGACGUCCUGCGAAUGGUCCCGCCAGCCUCGCGAAGCUGGGCUGGCAGAGCAGACGCGGCUCCUGCACCGCAAGAACUGCGGCGGCUGGGAGCAGCGCCGCGAAGAGAUCGACCCGUCGCAGCUGGCCCUGGAGCUCUGCCAGACCAUCGAGACUGGCUAUUGGAAAGACGCCGCGAAGCACCUCGAUGGCGAAGGCCUCAAGCGAGGCGGAGCUGGCGUUUACGCCGUCACCAGCGGAAUGAACAGGGUAGGGGCCGCCGUGAUCGCCAUGAAGAGCCACUACGGGGAGUGG